GGAGCAGGCCGGACACGCUGCGUUAUGCGGCCCCGCAUAAAAACCUCGAAUCCGGACCGUCCGGCACCAUAAGUCACCGGCUUGGUGUCCGCAUCCGCUGGGAAGACCUUCUCUGGAAAAGGAGCACCUAAAGGACUUGACGCUAUGAACAUGAAGGUUCUCUUGGCUCUGACAGCCGUGCUGAUUGUGGCGGCAGCCGAACGCGCAGGCUACAAUGCCGGUGCGUACAACCCGGCUCUUUACAACACCGGAGCUUAUGCCGGUGACUACUACAACCGGGGUUACUACGCUCGCCAAGGCCUUGCCGAUCAGUACUACGGCAGGGACGGCUACUACGGCGCCUACGCUGGCGGACGCUACACAGCCCCGUACCGAUCAGCGUACGGAUACGCUCCGGGAUACGCACCAAGCUAUGGGGCCGGCUCUAACAGGCCAUACAGCGGCGCCUACGGCGGCUACUCUGGCUACAGGGGCUACGGAGCAUACGGCUCACAUGCUGGGUACACAGGUUACCCAGGUUAUUCCGACGGUCGUUACGGGCGUUAUCUUUACGGAGGUGCCUACAACCCGUACGGUUCCUACAGAGGUGGCCUCUUUGACGACCGUUACAACCAAUACAUGCACCAUCGAGGCUACAACACGGCGGCUUACGGUGGAGCCUACGGCCCCUACGAACAGCGCACGUCGCAGGGAUACAGCUACGGUUACACUUCGCCUAACAGCCAGGUCUACAGUGCCGCGGGAUACCGUGCUUAGAGGCGCUUUACGGAAGGGUAACCGUCUCGAGUUGCGUAACACGACGUCCGGCAUUGCUUUCGUAGACAACGUCGGCAGAUGAUUUUGGUCGUACUUUUCAUUUUUUUAUAUCGUUUCAGCCACAACCUUUUUUUUUUGUAAUCAGCGAAACGCAAAAACGAACACAUCCUGCGUAUGACUGGUGGUGCCCAUGCAAUAAAUUAGUUUUUUACAACAUCA
Dermacentor albipictus is the source of this 975-nucleotide messenger RNA. RefSeq names its product shematrin-like protein 1. The record is from RefSeq and is a predicted model, not a curated record. NCBI's taxonomy places the organism in Eukaryota, Metazoa, Arthropoda, Arachnida, Ixodida, Ixodidae.